AAAGGCCAACAAAGGUACAUACCGAUAACAAGCCGACAACUCCUAAUGCAGAAGCCAGAAGUCAUUCGACCCAUAAAAUACAUCAACGAUCAUUAUUUAACAGCACUUGUGUCACGAAUUUACGCAAAUAUCGCCGAAAAGCGUAUCCCAUUCAUGAUCCCAUCACAAUAAUUCAGCGAAGUAGGAGUUUACGAUGCGUACCUGAAGUCCACACAGGUCAUCACCACCAUCACAGUCGGUCGGGCAUCCCUCUACUCAUAGGUGUCACUUCAGGCAGCUGUUUUACCUCGCUAUUUGGCGAACCAUUUUGAUACACAUUUCUGUCUGACACCUCGGGGUUUUGGUACCAUGAAGGGGAUCAGGUUUCUUGUGGUUUUCUUGGUGCUAUCUGUGUCUCUGCUGUGCACAACCGAAGCGGCCAGGAGCAGGACCAGCAACCAGAACAGCUUCCGACGAGCAGCUAACGGAAUCUACCAGACUCUGAGCAGUGUUUUCGGAGAGGACAACAUCCGAGGGUUGUAUAAGUUUUUCUCCAAAACAACAGAGAGGUUCGUCCAUGGCGUGGACUCUUUUCUGGACACCAUCUGGAAGAUCUGGUCUGAUUUGUUGGAUGUGAUGGGCAUCGAUUCCUCAAACCUCAGUCACUACUUCAGCCCCACAUCCCUCACCAACUCUCCAGCACGUGCCCUGCUCCUGGUUGCAGCUGUACUCUUAGCCUACUGGUUCCUCUCCAUGUUUCUGGGGGGCUUCUUCUACCUGCUGCAUGCUGUGUUCGGCCGCUUUUUCUGGUUGGCACGUGUUCUGCUCUUCGCCUUGUCUUGCCUCUACAUCCUGCAGAAGUUUGAGGGUGACCCUGAGCGCGCGGUGCUGCCACUAUGCUUCAUCAUGGCUGUGUACUUUAUGACGGGUCCUGUGGGAGCGUACUGGCGUCGGGGAGGUGGCGCAGGUUCACUGGAAGAAAAAAUCGACCACCUGGACACUCAGAUCAGGCUGCUUAACAUCAGGCUGAGCCGGGUCAUAGACGGCCUGGAACGCAGCGGGGAGCAGUAGGUUGCAGCCAUGCUGAGGGGGGAGGGAGGGGAACAUGUACAAGCAGCUGCAGCUGAUGUCUGAAUGCUGUUUCCUGAGCACAUCAGCAGCAACACAACCACUGGGUAUUUACAACUCUAUUGUAAGAUGGGGACAAAACUAGAUAUGAAAACAGUACUUCAACUUGAGUUGAUUUUAGUUACAGAAUACCUAAAAAUCCUCAAAGGCGUGGACAGCUUAAAGCUUACACAAAUCAACCACUUCUUUUUUUUUUUUCCUCUUCUCUGAGCUUUGAAAGCAUUUUGGCUACAUCAAUGAAUAUAUCAGAGAGAUGAUCAUGGUUGUCUCAAUGCUGGCCUCGGCUACUUUUUAGACACUCCCAAAUUGGGGCUUGUAUUUCUUUGUUUGGAUAAGAAUCGUCCUUGCCUUUGCUAAAGCAUAUUGUAUGUUACCUUGUUUGUUUCUGUCAUUGUGAAUAACCUGGGGGCUAUGAUCGUUACACAGGUAUGACCAUGAGUUUUUAUCCCUCAGCUAUAAGAUGGAAAUGGACUGGGUUUAUAAUGCAGUGGACCAGUACAAACAUUGUAAUUCUUAAGUGUACAAAACCUCAAGAUGUUAGAUAGUUAUUCAUAAGAAGAUUUAUUUAUUCCAUUUUAUGCCCAAAAUGUUAAAAUCCUGUAGAUCUAGUUUGUUUCAUCAGCUCAUUAUUCAAUAGUGGCAAUAGUUUGACAUCAGGACCUCUUUUUCAUUAUAUAUGUUUGGAUGUAUAUAUAUGUGUAUGAGUGUGUUUGCAUCUUGAUGACCUCUGUGUGUGUGUGUGUGUAAAGCGUGUACAUUUGAAAAGCACUAUCAAAAAGACACCAUCAGACUAGAGGAAAAUGUAGACAUGCAGCAAUAUCUCAGGGACUCAACUAACAUCAUCUAAAACUGGGAAAUGAAGUAUACUGAAAUCAUGUCAUGGUAACUUUGAGGCACUUAUCAGUUUGUCAGAUUUGGUUCAAAGUCUGUUGACAAGUAGGUAUAGACUAUGGGUCACAGCUUAUGUUCUUGCAUCAUGUUGAAAUUGCUGAGAUUGAUCAAAUCAAAGAUUGAAUCAAGCUUUUCAUUCAUCUUCGAUCAUCGUCAGAGUUAAAGUGCAGAUGGUGGUCCUAUAGUAUGUUGCAAAAAUAGUGGCUAGUCCUGUGCAAUCCCAUUUGAUCCUGUCCAUUCAUUGAAAAUGUUUUAAGAUAAUAUGCGAUACUACUUUCACAAGUAACAUAAUGAGAUAUUUACAACCAGCCUGAUCGAUACAUACAAUUAUGUGCUAUAGAAACAUGCUUAGCAUGCGUCACUGUAGCCACCAUAAUUAGUUUGAAAGGACUUUGCCUUUUUCUAAUGUAUGCUGUAACGUACUGUCAUGAAACACUGGUUCUUUUUGCCAUGCACCUAUUUUUGUCUCCAUCUUUUCAUAUUCCUCUUGUCAUGUUAUGUUUUGUGAGUUCACCUUUUAGAAUCUGGUCUAUGUAAACAUGUUUUUUUUUUUUGCCAAAUGACCCUAAUGCUGUGCAGAUUUUUUUGGGGGGAAUUGCUUCAAUGAGUAAGAUCAACCUGAAAAACGGUAGGAUAGUGAAGUCUCUUUAAGUUGACACUGCUGAGGCCAAAGAAACAGACAGUAUUUGUAUCCUUGAGAUUCAAAUUAACAAACUUCUCAGCAACAAUCAGUAUAAUUGAGAUGUAUUCCUAGUACAUGUUCCACAUUGUAGUAAGAGAGCAGUGUCCUCAGCACAUUCAGAAAAUUACCAUUGCAUCUGAUUUUUAAUGUAUUCAGUACAGUAUUUGUUUAUGAUACUCCCAUAACACAUGUUGUGCUUUUCAUCUUCAUCUUGUAUUUAAGGCUUGGUGGGAAAAAAGUGCAGCGAAAGCAGUUUAAUAUUUGAGUACUGGUUGACUUCAUGUGUCGCUUGUUUGAGAAGAUUGAGAACACACUCAGUUUGUGUGUAGCCCAGUUAGCCAAAACAUGCGGGCUGUUCUUGCAUGCUAUGUUUCUAAUGCGUAUAAUGUUAUGUUAUACAUGUCGUUGACUACUAAAGUAGAGAAACCAUCCAAUUUGUAAUAUGUGAUGAAUUAGCCAGAGGUUGAUUAUAUUAGAGAUUUGUAUUAUAAAUAAUCAAGAUUGCACUGAUUACUGUACUGUACUGUAUAGACCAAAUUAUCACAAUUGUAUGUAAUUUAUUAUUUUUUUGACAUUGCAAGACCGAACUGGACACAGACCUUGAUUCUUUUUCUCAUGUGAUCAUCUCAACCAUCCUGUAGAUCUAGUAGUUACUAACAUGUUACAAAUAUUAAAAUGUAUCAUUAAAAGCUGACUUGAAAGGAGUACAGCUGACUUGAAAGAGGAACUUGAUCCUGGUGUCCUGUAGUGUGUGGCUACAUUGUGUAGCCAUUAACUUGUGUAUGUUCUACUAAUGGUAGCUGUGUGACUGUGAAGGUGUAGAUAGAGUUGUAAAAAUCCUGUUAGUUAUUGAAAGAAGAAAGAUGAAACAUAUUCUCUUUAAAUACACAGUCUCCCUCAUCCUGUUUAUUUACAAUGUAAAGCUCUGCAAAAAAGCUUUACAGUUAGUGAGACAACAACCAGCUUGAAAACCUUUCAUCUCAUAGAAGAGACACUGUAGCUCAUGUACUUGGAUUCAUUCUUACUUAGAUGUUUAAACAUGCAAACAUAUUUUUCUCUUGGUUUCUCUCAGCUCCAGAUUGAAUGCUACAUUCAGAAUAUAUUUAUUUCUCUGUUAAAUAGCUAGUGAUUCAUACAUUCAAUGUAAUGUAUGCUACUACUAUUACUACUCCUAUUAUUCCAUGUAGCCUGCUUUUUAUUACAUGCGGUGCCAAUUUUUUUUGCUAUACUAAUUAUUUGUAUCUGUUGAUUCUUGAGUAGUUGUUGAUUUUUUAUUUCAUCUGUUAAUAUUUUUACACCUUUUUAUCCAAAUAUUUCUGUACUUCAGUGAUGUGGUACUCACCAAACUGUUCUGCCUGCUGUUGUCUACUUAGUGAGGGUGAGUGCGUGUCUUUAUCAAAACUCUGUUUUCUUGUGGUCGAAGUGAAAAUGAGGUCCAGAUUUGAAUAAAUCAAACACCACAGUAUGA
Molecule: messenger RNA, 4148 nt
Organism: Notolabrus celidotus (New Zealand spotty)
Lineage: Eukaryota; Metazoa; Chordata; Actinopteri; Labriformes; Labridae
Gene: bri3bp
Product: bri3 binding protein
Exons: 3
Coding region: 349-1050 (233 amino acids)
Cellular component (GO): membrane; mitochondrion
Molecular function (GO): calcium ion binding; mannosyl-oligosaccharide 1,2-alpha-mannosidase activity
Source: RefSeq, a predicted model, not a curated record